AUGUCCAAGACCUUCAAGUGUGCUGCAGUGGAUCAGCUUCAUUCGCCAGAAAUACUAAACAGCCUUCAUGAGGUUCCUCCAGCGAGUCCUCAAUCUCAGUUCUCACAGCUGGUCCUGGACAGCUACGGCCUUGUCAACAGCGUGGAAGUGAAUAGAGGCAGAGGAAUUCAAGGGCAGCCUACGGAGGAAAAGCUAGUCAACACUUCCAGGCACACAGCAAAUAGAAGAUUCUCAUUCUCAGAAACUCUCCAGAGGAGGUCUCAGAAAUGCCUCCAGAGGAGGGUCUAUGAACAGCAGCCACCAACACCCUCGGAGCUACCGCCACUUAGAGCCUCCACGAUCUCUAAUUCCGUGACCAUCAGCAUCACAACCGCUGCCGUCAUCAGGACCACCACCCCCUUCACCACCGUCAUCACCGGCAAGAUGACCGUCCCCUCCAUCAUCGGUACUGUCAUCACCAUCAUCGCUCGCACCGUCACCUCCACCACCGUUUCCAGCACCACCAUUACCCCCAUCGCCACUACUGCCACCACCACCACCUCCGUCAUCACCGCCGUCACCAUCACUGUCCCUACCACCAUCAGUUGCACCGUCACCGCCAUCACCAGCUUCCCCACCAGCAGGAUCACCGUCACCUCUGUCGUCAGCGCUGUCACAGCCAUCACUACUGUCAGCACCACCACCACCACCACCAUCACAACCGUCACUUCUGUUGUAGCCACCACCACCAACAGUACCACCCCCUCUACGCCCAUCACCACCACUGCUGUCACCUCGAUCACCACCCUCACCUAGACCACCACCACCAUUAAUAUCAUCACACCCGUACCGCCACCACCAGCGCUUUCACCACCUCUAUCACCAUCACCAAGAACAAUACCACCACUGCCAUCACCAGUGCUACAGCUGCUGUAACGCCACUGCCGUAGCUGCUGCUGCUGUCAUUG
Messenger RNA from Physeter macrocephalus (sperm whale), 947 nucleotides. RefSeq names its product hepatitis A virus cellular receptor 1. The record is from RefSeq and is a predicted model, not a curated record. The transcript has 3 exons. NCBI's taxonomy places the organism in Eukaryota, Metazoa, Chordata, Mammalia, Artiodactyla, Physeteridae. Bases 1 to 795 code for a protein of 264 amino acids.